This is a messenger RNA of Gymnodraco acuticeps, 1635 nucleotides long. RefSeq lists its product as uncharacterized. Bases 178 to 1635 code for a protein of 485 amino acids. NCBI's taxonomy places the organism in Eukaryota, Metazoa, Chordata, Actinopteri, Perciformes, Bathydraconidae. The transcript has 4 exons. The record is from RefSeq and is a predicted model, not a curated record. Gene Ontology annotation, molecular function: ubiquitin-protein transferase activity.
CAAUACUUUUGCGAGAUAUCGCAAAACCUUUGCGAGAUCUCGCAAUACUUUUGCGAGAUCUCGCAAAAUCCCUUUGCGAGAUCCCGCUAAAAUGUUCGUUUAGCGCAAUGUACUUCCGGCCGGUUCAGUUCGGCAACCUACAGUACUCUGGGGAAGCUUGUAACAGAUGAAAGAGUCAUGGAGGAGGAUUUGGAAAGGUUUCUUCGUUCGAGAGAGGUCCCACAAGAGGACAUCAUGAAAAUGCAAAGUGACAAGAUACAACCAAGAUCCAAAAAACAAAGAUCAACCUCUGACACUGUGACAGCAGAAGGUCCAAGACAAUCACAUCGCUCCCAUUCAACCCCAACAGACGAGGCAGAUACACUUUUAUGGGAUCCGGAAGAUGAUCUUUGGGGAGCAGGUGGUGAUGAGAUAGUUGUGAUAAAAUGGAAUGACGUCACACAUGAGGAUGUCACUCAGAGUGCGGAGAUGAAUGGAGUACCAAUGCAGGAUUUACAACUCCCCUUGUCCUCUGAUUUUGGCCUGCCUUCGGCACAUGUGUCCAUACAUGAGGAUACAGUGCAAACAUCACAGGAUUUGCUUUUAAAUUCGAGCAGCCAACUAUCCCCAUCAACCUCAGCUCACGGCUCAGGAAAUCCAGAGAGCACGCAACGUGCAUCAAUUCACAGGACAAAGGUUGUUGAAGAUCUUUUGGCUGUAUUUAUGGACAGUAGCAUAAUACAUUUGACUCUAAAGAUGGACUUUGUAAAUGAAAAAGCUAUUGAUGAUAAUGGAGUAUCAAGGGAGGUUUACACUGCAUUCUGGGAGCAAUUUCUUGAAACGUGUGAAGGGGAAGCAGAGCGAGUUCCAAGGCUGAGGCCAGAUUUCUGUGAGGCUGAAUGGCAAGCAGUUGGACGGAUCUGGGUGAAAGGAUUACUGGACCAUGGUGUCAUGCCAGUGAGGCUAUCAAAGGCUUUCAUUGUAGCCUGCAUUCAUGGAGUCCACUCCGUUGAUGUAGACAUCCUGAUGACAUCGUUUCUCAACUACCUCUCUCCUGUUGAGAAAUCAGCUGUGGAGAAGGCUCUCCAGGGCACAAUGGAGGAGAGUGAUGAAGAGGACUUGCUCGACCUUUUCACAAGGAUGGGUUCCCAUUUCCUACCUGCAAAGAACAACAUGGAGCCUGCCAUAGAAACAAUGGCUCAUAAAGCCAUUCUCCAAGAGCCAAAGUAUAUCGUUGAUUGCUUCUUGACACCCAUGUCACUUGUACAGUUGCAACUGCCAGACAAGGACAGUGUGUUGUCUCUGUAUGAGAAGAAGAAAGCCACAGGCAGAAGAGUGUCCCAACUGUUUGAAACAACCAACGUGGUGUUGUCUCAGAGAGAACAGACAACUUUCAACCAUCUCCAACGAUAUGUGAAAAAUGCUGACCAAGCCAAAGCUGAACAAAUCCUGCGUUUCUGCACUGGUUCUUCUGUCAUAUGUGUUGACAGAAUUGGGGUGUGCUUUAAUGCUGAAACUGGGCUCAGCAGAAGGCCUGUUGCUCAUACCUGUGGAGCUACCCUUGAAAUACCGUGUACCUACAGCUCUUUCCCUGAAUUUCGCACGGAAUUUGACAAUAUCCUGUCCAGCAACUUCUUUGAAAUGGAUAUUCUUUGA